AUUGUCCUUUGCAACAAAAUGGCGACGGUGCUCUCCAUUCACGAUCGACGAAUAUUAACGGCGCUGAACAGUGGAGCAUCCAGUCUAUCGUUCCUAGGAUCUGGAUUCAUUGUGCUUUGCUACUCCCUCUUCAAGGAACUUCGCAAGUUCUCCUUCAAGCUCGUCUUCUACCUCUCCCUCUCCGACAUGCUUUGCAGUUUCUUUAACAUGGUCGGAGACCCAUCGAAAGGUUUCUUUUGUUAUGCUCAGGGCUACACCACACAUUUCUUCUGCGUUGCUUCCUUCCUCUGGACCACAACUAUUGCUUUUACUCUUCAUCGAACUGUUGUUAGACACAAAACUGAUGUUGAAGAUUUGGAGGCCAUCUUUCACUUGUAUGUCUGGGGAACUUCGCUGGUAAUGACUGUCAUACGUUCUAUUGGUAAUGACCACUCUCAUUUGGGUGCAUGGUGUUGGGCACAAACAGGUCGCACUGGAAAGGCAGUUCACUUUAUAACAUUUUACGUCCCACUAUGGGGUGCAAUUCUUUACAAUGGUUUUACAUACUUUCAAGUGAUACGCAUGCUGAACAAUGCCACCCGUAUGGCAGUUGGCAUGUCAGAUCGUGCAUAUCAAUUUGAUGCAAGGACAGACAUGAAGGCUUUAAACCGGUGGGGAUACUAUCCACUGAUCCUGAUAGGAUCGUGGGCAUUUGGAACAAUUAAUCGCAUCCACGAUUUUAUUGAGCCUGGCCACAAGAUCUUUUGGCUCUCAUUUCUUGAUGUUGGGACUGCUGCACUUAUGGGCCUUUUCAACUCGAUAGCAUAUGGUUUGAAUGCUUCAGUUAGGCGGGCAAUUUAUGAAAGAAUUGAACUGUUUUGGCCAGAGAGGCUUCAGAGAUGGUUCCCUAACAGUUCAAGGUAUAGAAACCAACAACAACAGAGUGAACUGAUCUCCCUGAAAAUUCAGGACCAGCAAUAGUAGCCAGUUGGACAUUGUCUAUACUACAACCUGAGGAGCUUUGCUAGCUGUCCCAUUUUUGUAGACAUUCAUUCAUUAAAUUGUAGGGGAGAAUGAAGUUUGAAAUGAAGAGAGUGAAAGCUAUUGAAUCAUUUCUUUCACGCGACUGAUGUGUUGCAGAUAGGCUAUUUCUGGAGAGGCAGCAUCUGUAAUUUUGAACUAGUGGAUGCAGCAAUUCCACGGGCACAAAUAGCCAGCCGUCCACUAAUAUGGGAAGAUAUGCACCAUUGAUUUUUAGUUGUAGGAAAAGCUGCAGUAGUGUCUUUAGUGGUUCAUCUGCUGCCCUAUUAGUUGAUUGAUUGGCAAUUGUGUGCUGUUGAGUUGUGGUUUUUGUAUAUACUAAUAUGAUUUGUAUCCUUCCUUAUAAGAUACUAGUGUAAAAUUGUUUCAAUGAUUAUAUUUGUUUGGAGG
Messenger RNA from Theobroma cacao (cacao), 1410 nucleotides. The record is from RefSeq and is a predicted model, not a curated record. NCBI's taxonomy places the organism in Eukaryota, Viridiplantae, Streptophyta, Magnoliopsida, Malvales, Malvaceae.